AUGGCGGACGCCGCAGAGGAUCUCUCCUCCUUGCCUUUACCCGACCGGUUCGCUCAUAAGAACUGGAAAGUCCGCAAGGAAGGUUACGAAGACGCCAAGGCCCAGUUUGAAAAGACCCCUGAUGAAUCACACCCGGUGUUCGUGCCGUUCAUACAAGACCCUGGCUUGUGGAAAGGCGCAGUGGCAGAUUCCAAUGUAGCUGCACAAUUAGAAGGUCUCGGGGCAUACUGCGCUUUCUUACAAUUUGGAGGAGCGCAGGCAUGUACGAGGACCCGCGGAUACACAAUUGGACCUAUCGCAGAGAAAGGUUUACCAUCCACACGACCGGCCGGUAAGGCCAGCGCCCAAGAAGCGCUUCUUCUAUGCGUGGAGUUGGACAAGGCGGACCCAGUGAUUGAGGAGCUACUGCCUACACUGUCACAUAAAGUACCAAAGGUGGUUGCGGCCUCACUCGCAGCAUUUACCGCCAUUUAUCACAACUUCGGAUGCAAAAUUGUCGAUCCAAAGCAGACUUUGAAGGCGCUCCCCAAGGUUUUCGGCCAUGCUGAUAAAAAUGUUCGAGCCGAGGCCCAAAACCUUACAGUUGAACUUUACAGGUGGCUCCGUGAGGCUAUCAAGCCUCUGUUCUGGGCCGAUCUGAAGCCGGUUCAGCAGGGAGAUCUCGAGAAACUCUUUGAGAGCGUGAAGCAGGAACCCGCCCCCAAGCAAGAACGGUUCACUCGAGCGCAGCAAGAUGCCAUGGCUGCUGCCAGCAGUGCGCCCGCAGGCGAUGAUGGCGAUGAGCCCAUGGGCGAAGAAUUCGACGAGGAGGAGGAUGGAGUUGUUGUCGAUGCCUUUGACCUGGCAGAGCCGGUUGACGUUUUCAAAAAGAUUCCUGAUAACUUCCACGACCAACUCGCUUCUUCGAAAUGGAAGGAUCGCAAGGAGGCACUGGACGCCCUCUAUGCCGUGAUCAAUGUGCCACGAAUCAAAGAUGGUCCUUAUGAUGAGGUCGUGAGGGGAUUGGCCAAGUCGAUGAAGGACGCUAAUGUUGCCGUUGUCACAGUGGCUGCAAACUGUGUUGAUCUUUUGGCCAAGGGUCUGCGUAACGGCUUCACCAAGUACAGAAGCACUAUCAUGGUACCCAUGUUUGAACGUCUGAAGGAAAAGAAGACGACUGUGGCAGAUGCGUUAGGCCAGGCAUUAGACGCCGUCUUCAGUACAACGACCCUUUCCGACUGCCUAGAAGAGAUUUUCGAAUAUCUCAAGCACAAGAACCCACAGAUCAAGCAGGAGACGGUGAAAUUCCUCGUCCGUUGUCUGCGCACGACGCGAGAGGUGCCAUCCAAACCCGAGCAAAAGUCAAUUGCUGAUGCCGGUACCAAACUGCUGACCGAGUCGGCCCCGGCGAUCCGUGAAGGGGCAGCUGAAAUUCUCGGUACAUUGAUGAAGAUCUUGGGUGAACGUGCUAUGAAUCCCUAUCUGGAUGGGCUUGACGAGAUUCGCAAGACCAAGAUUAAGGAAUACUUCGGAACCGCGGAAGUCAAGGCCAAGGAGCGCCCCAAGCCUAUCGUGGCUCCCCCCAAGCCUGCAGCGCCAGCUGGUCGCAAGGUUGUUGGCAAGAAGCCAGCUGCCUCGGGGCUGAAGAAACUCGCCCCUGCGGCUGCACCCCCUGUCCCCGAAGAGCCCGUGUUGAAGCCUCCACCCAAGGGAAUCCCCUCAAAGCUUGGUGCCCCCAAGGCUGGUGGCCUCGCGACUCCCGGAUCUGGUCUCAAGCUUCAGAGAAAGCUCGCUGGGCCCGGAGCCACUGCGUCGCCUUCAAGACGAGCCGCACCUCCCCCAGAAGAGGACGUGGCACCUCCACCAGCUGCCCCUAAAUUCGGCAUGGGACGUGGUCUUGCUGGUCGCCCCAUCGCAAAGCCAUCACCGGCCGAGCCUGCUCCUGCGGCUGCGCCGGCACCUAAUCCCAUGGCGGCUGCCGAUCGAGCUGAACUGGAAGAACUUCGAAUGGAGAAGGAGAAGUUCAACCGCACUGUUGAAGAAAUGAAAUCGGAGCGCUCCAAGCUCAACUCCACGAUCACCGAACUCCAGAACCAGAAUGCACAGUUAAUUGAAGAUCACACUCGGGAUGUCCUGAGCAUCAAAGCGAAGGAAACACAAUUAGUACGAGCCCGAAGUGACGCCGAAGCUGCAGAGGCCAACGUGCAAAAGCAGCAACGCGAAAUUGAGCGAUUGAAGCGUGAGCUUGCACGAGCCCUCCGUGCAUCAGCCAUCAGCCCGCCGAACGCCAUGUCUGACGCCGGUGGCAUGGGCAUGUCAGAAGGCUCCAUCUACCAAGACCACAACAGCAACGCCGCUGCACGGUCAGGUCUUCACAUGGGAUCUCGCUUCGAGAGCUCUCGCCGGAGCUACGCCUCCGCCAGUCCUGUCGAGGACAAGGACAAUGGUGGCAUGGACUCACCAGGACUAGCCAGUCGGAAUGGCGGUCUGGGUCGACGAUUGAGUCCUACAUAUGGUUACUCGAAUAUUGGCAGCCCGACCCGGUCAUCGACUCGGAACUCUAACACCAACCUCGACGAAGACCAGCCUCGUAAUACGGAGCCAGCAGAGAACUGGAAGCGGGCCGCGGAAGUGACCAGCCAGUUGAAGGCCAGAAUUGAACAAAUGAAGGUACGACAAGGUCUUUCACGACCUCCGGCUCAACGUUAA
This is a messenger RNA of Penicillium olsonii, 2688 nucleotides long. The record is from the annotation of a GenBank genome assembly. Lineage: Eukaryota; Fungi; Ascomycota; Eurotiomycetes; Eurotiales; Aspergillaceae.